Messenger RNA from Acanthamoeba castellanii str. Neff, 603 nucleotides. RefSeq lists its product as uncharacterized. The record is from RefSeq and is a predicted model, not a curated record. The transcript has a single exon. The annotation marks the transcript as partial. NCBI's taxonomy places the organism in Eukaryota, Discosea, Longamoebia, Acanthamoebidae.
UACCUCGCCGUCCAAAAGCAAGUGACCCACCUGGCCGAGCGCUUGGGUGCCUUCGAGCGGCGCCAGAAAGAUGCGCAAGAUGACAGGGAACAGGCCGAUCAGGAAGACGCCGCAGAUGCGCAGAAGCGCGACCAGGAGCUGAAGCAGCUGCGCGAGACGGUGGCCCGGCUUGAGGCCGACGCCAAGAAACGGGCCGACGAGGCCGCGGCACGGAAGGGGGAGCUGGAGCAGCUGCGCAAGGCCGUGGCCCAGCUGGUGGCGCAGGACCAGAUGAAGGCGGAGACGACAAAGGCCGGCGACGAGCCCAAGGCCGACGAGAAGGAGGAGAAGAAGCCUAAACCCGAGGCCAUGCCCACAACGCAGAAGGCGGACGAUCAACUGGACGAGAAGAAGAAGGAGAAAGCGAAAGAGGAAAAGAAGAACGAGGAGAAACCUACGCUCACGGGGGAGAAGAAGGGCGAAGAGGAGAAGAAUGAGGAGAAACCUACGCUCACGGGGGAGAAGAAGGGCGAGGAAAAACCUGCGCCCACGCUGGAGAAGAAGGGCGAGGAGAAGAAGAGCGAGGCCGAGGAGGAGUUGGACGAGGGGGAGUUGGACUACUAG